CUGCCAGCAUGGCACCAAGAACAGCUUCCACGCAUGCGGAAGCACGACGCAUCAGGGUGUCAUACGUGGUGGUGCUCACCAUCGUGUUGCUCUCGCCGUGCUGCGUGGCAUCGUCGAGAUCGUUGCUGGUCACCUCCUCCUUCGCCCACGCACCGGAAGGCAGCCAAGCCGCCGCCCCGGCGGCGGCGGUGCUACAGCCGCCGGCUGUGGAUGCAAUCCCGCCGGUGCCGACGCCGGAGUCGUCGGCCCCUGCCGCCGUCUCUCCGUCGCUGGCGGUGCUAGAGCCGCCGGCUGCAGAUACAGCCCCGGUGCUGCAACCGCCGGAGCCAGCCCACGUCGCCGCCGCGCCGCCGCCGUUGACGGCCCACCACAGCCAGCACGGGCGGAAGAGCAAGCACGGCGACCACGACAAGGCGCCGUCACCCAAGUCGAAGAAGCACAGUCCGAAGGCGCCGCCCAAGCACCACGGCCACCACGCCCCUCCCCCGGAGCCGGACGUCCCGCCGCCCGCGCCACCCGCGGAGCCGCCGUACGGCGGGGAGCCACCGGCCGCGCCGGCGCCCGACGGCCCGCACGGCCAGAGUCCGCCGUGGCCGUUCCCGUGGCCGCGCCCGCCGGGCACGGGGCAGUGGCCGCCGCUGCCGCCGUUCCCGUCCCACCCGCCCCCGCUCCCCGCGUGGCCGUGGCCGCACAACCCGGGGAGCAACCCGUGGCCGCCGCUGCCUCCGUUCCCGUUCCACCCGCCGCCGUUCCCGGAGUGGCCGCACCCCGGCCCGGGCGGCAAGUGGCCGCCGCUGCCCCCGUUCCCGUUCCACCCGCCGCCGGUCCCGGCGUGGCCGCACCCCGGCCCGGGCGGCCAGUGGCCGCCGCUCCCGGCGUGGCCGUGGCCGCACCCGGGCAACCCGUGGACGCCCGCCCCGCCGUCCUUGCACGGCACCGGCGGCGUCGUCCCAGCGACGGCGGUGCAGCAGGACCCCAAGAACUGAUGCGCGUGCGCGCGCUUUUGGCCUCCAAGCUUCGAUGAUCGCUAGCUGCAACAACUCCAGAUAACACAAGAGGAGUUGGUUGAUACAGUAAUGAAUUUGUUUUUCAGUAGGAGGAGAGAUCGAUCGAUCGAUCGAUCGAUCGGUGGGGUAAUUUGUGAGAGACGAUCGGUGUUGAUUUGGUCAGGCGGCUCCAAGACUCAGGAGUCAUUCAUGAUUGUACGAAUAAAAUCACGCGACAGAUUCGACGUU
Panicum hallii is the source of this 1235-nucleotide messenger RNA. RefSeq names its product vegetative cell wall protein gp1-like. Bases 9 to 986 code for a protein of 325 amino acids. The transcript has a single exon. The record is from RefSeq and is a predicted model, not a curated record. Lineage: Eukaryota; Viridiplantae; Streptophyta; Magnoliopsida; Poales; Poaceae.